GAGAAGGGGAGGCAGUGGCUGCCUAUUUACAUCUGUUCAUCAGAUUUCAGCGUAGUAUCACAACAGAGGCUGGGAUCACACAUCUGGGCUAUUUCCCUACGAGCAGCUGGGAUUAAAUGAUAACACUGCACCAAUAUUAGGGAAUAUAAAUACUUUCUAUGAGAAAAUGACAGAUUUGAUUUUUGCUACCAUGUGAAAUUUCAUUGAGGACCUUUUAUCUGAAAUCCUUGGGAUUACUGUAACUUGUUUGUUGAUUCUAUAUAUUUCUUACAUUGACUGGAAGGAAUUUAUCUGAAGAGUGCUGAUUGGUUUAGAGGGGGAAAAGAAAAGAAAAUAUACACAGGAGGAGUGUGCAAGGGGAAUGCAAAGAAGAAAGACGGACCUGUGUGGGAAAAUACAUGUAAGUCCGUCAGGGAAACUGAUCUGGAAUGAAGAUAAUUGCAAAUACUAUGACGGUGUGUGCUGUACUGUGCAAGGAGAAACAUGUUGAGGAAGAGGUGCAGAUCCCUGCUGUGCCAGCUGCAGAUAAUGGUGCUAGUGCUGGCAUUAGUUUUGCUGCUAGUCAUGGUGGCUAUGUUAGAACCAGAAGUCCAGAGUGAGGACAGCUCCAACUAUCUACAUCAGCAUCAUGGUGAUGGGAAAGGAUGGGCAGGUGUGAGCUCACCGAUGGAGCAGGCUGAGGAAGCAAAUCAGUAUAAGGUGGAGAUCUUGUCCCCACUGUCCUCUCUCAGGGAUGAGGAACUGCUUGCCAUUGGGAUGUCGGGACGCAGGAGACACCUAGACAAGAUGAGGAAAAACAUGUACAGGAUAGUGAAACAACCUAAGAGGAAGAAUGAAGAUAAUAUAGCUACCCCGAUUGGACACAUUGAGCAGACAAUGGGCACACGUGGAUUUAAUGUGGCUGGCAACCAGAAAAUUCCCUUACACAGAGCAAUACCUGAGGGUCGACAUGCACUAUGUCUGCAGCAAAUUUAUAAUGAGAAUUUUCCUACAACCAGUGUUAUUAUCUCCUUCCACAAUGAAGCUUGGUCUACGCUCCUGAGAACUGUGCACAGUGUACUAGACAACUCUCCAAAAAAGAUCCUGAAGGAAAUUAUUCUUGUGGAUGAUCUAAGUCACCAAGGUCACCUUAAGUCAGCCCUAAGUGAAUAUGUUUCUAGAAUUGCUGGAGUAAAGCUAAUAAGAAGCAACAAGAGACUCGGCGUCAUUGGAGGACGUAUGCUUGGGGCAGCCAGAGCAACAGGGGAGAUUCUGGUCUUCAUGGAACCACACUGUGAGUGCCACCCAGGCUGGCUGGAGCCUCUGCUGAGCAGAAUAAUGGAUAACCGAAAUCGCAUCGUAUCCCCUGUCUUAGAUGUCAUUGACUGGAAAACAUUUGACUAUUACCACACUGCUGAACUGAGACGAGGAGUAUUUGAUUGGAAACUCGAUUUUCACUGGGUUACUCUACCAGAAAGGGAAGAGAAGGUACGCCAAUCUCCCAUCAUUCCAUACAGAUCCCCAGCAAUACCUGCAUAUGUUAUAGCAGUCAAUCGUCACUACUUCCAAAACAUUGGAGCAUUUGACACAGGCAUGAACUACUCAGGAGUUGAAAACAUAGAACUUUCUAUUCGGAUUUGGCUCUGUGGUGGAUCAGUAGAAAUUGUUCCAUGUUCACGUGUUGGUCACCUGCUUCACAAUUAUACUACACUUCAGAAUAAUGCCAUUCUAAGAAACAAAAUUCGGAUAGCCGAGGUAUGGUUGGACUCAUACAAAAACAUCUUCUAUAAUAACAUUGGAAAGGAGUUACUAAGUAACCUGAUUGAGGCAGCCGAUGUUACUGAGCGUGAGCAACUGCGGCUUACACUUGGCUGCAAAGGAUUCCAGUGGUUUUUAGCCAAUAUUUAUCCUGAGAUCUUCACUUCGUUUUCAGCCCUGGAGUCAUCAGGACAACUUUUCAAUUCUGAUGCUGGACAUUGUGUACAAUGCACAUAUAAUAAAAUAAUUCAGAUGGUUGAGCUUUCCAAUUGUAGUGAUCAACUGAAUCAGCAAUUUGUUUAUCACAAUAGGAAGAUUCAAUCAAAAGUAACAGAAUCCCUAUGUCUUGAUGUAAAACAUGAACAGAUAGCUCUCCGAAACUGCACUCUCUAUGAUGUCUCCACAUGGGAUUUUAGUGGGGUGGGAUCGAUCUUACAUCUUUCUACAGGCAAAUGCAUGGAACCUGGGACCACACAGAAUGGAAACACAUUUUUGUUUUUAAAACCAUGUAAUAAUAGUCAGAGAAGCCAGAUGUGGAAAAUGAUACCAAUGUGAGGCAGCCAAGCAGCCCCAAAUUUAUGCUACUCAAAUAUUACACACUAUUUGAUUUGAAGAUUAGUGAUAUUUAUUUAAUUUGAGAAGCUCAAGUCUUUGGAUCUACAAUGGCACCAUGCAGCACCAAUAGAAAUGUAAUGGUACCCUUGGAUCCAUGCCAUGCCUUUCUCCAAAUGGAAACUAAGCUGUCCUUGCAUAUUAAUAGUGAAGGUUGUAAAUAUACUAAAAUGAGAAUGUACAUUUAAAAAUUAAACUAUUUUAGAUUCAGACAUUUUAACAAAAUAGUUGCACUGUGUAAAUUGUGUUUUAUACUUAUUGUAAUGUAAAUAGAAGCUUUUUUUAUGUAAUGUGUUAGAUCUCUUGGCACAAAAAGGGUGUGAUAGGAUAGUAGAGAUCUCUAUACAGGGGAGCAUAUGAAAACUGACUAUAAAACGAUGUGAAAUAGCAUCAGUUCACCGAUGGUUGCUAAAAUAUAUCAGCAUUUAUGAAAUGUAAAGUCUAAGCUCUAAAUAUGCGUGUGUACAAAAAAUAAUUUGGUAAUAAGCUUCCUACAUUGCCUCCAUGGUCUGUUCUUCUCCAAGCUGUUCUUGUAUAUUAAUAGUGGAGGUUGUAAAUAUAAUGAAAAUAGACUGUUAAUGUAAUACUGAAAACUUUUGGAAGUAAGAAUAAUAUGUCAAUUGUAUAAUAAUUGUUAUAAAUGUAAAAAAGAUUUCUUUUUUAGAGCAGUCAACAUAAAUAAAUAAAUAACUGGC
Pseudophryne corroboree (corroboree frog) is the source of this 3044-nucleotide messenger RNA. RefSeq names its product polypeptide N-acetylgalactosaminyltransferase 15 (gene GALNT15). Bases 484 to 2292 code for a protein of 602 amino acids. Gene Ontology annotation, cellular component: Golgi apparatus. The record is from RefSeq and is a predicted model, not a curated record. NCBI's taxonomy places the organism in Eukaryota, Metazoa, Chordata, Amphibia, Anura, Myobatrachidae. The transcript has 10 exons. Gene Ontology annotation, molecular function: polypeptide N-acetylgalactosaminyltransferase activity. Gene Ontology annotation, biological process: protein O-linked glycosylation.